AUGGAUACACUGCGAUGGCGUGUAGCGAGUGCGAAGCUGCAUCUGUACGUGCACACUGCAUACUCUGACUAUGUCUCGCAAUCGGAGCAUGCAGCGAGUGUGAGUGGUACAUGCAGAUCGAGAUCCGGAGCGUUGAACGAGCUGAUUCGGACUGCAGACGAAAUCGUGUCUGUGUGCAGCGUAUCUCUGGGACGUUCUGGAACGAAGGGAGAUGGCAAAGUGGAAGGCGUUGACGGACUCAACUUGGACAGGUGUGAGGAGUGGCCGCUGCUUCCGUUAUUCGAAAUGGUGUCAUGGACAGUACUGGGGAUUGUAAAUGCACGCAGCGUGGGUCCCUCGAGGGUAUUUUCAGGCAUGGAAUGGUGGGUGUGGAAGGAGAGUGCGUGCGGGGGUCUGAGAGAGGAUUGCCCCUCGGGAGUGGUCAGCGGGAAGAAUGCAUGGAAUUAUCGAGGAAGUCGUUCAGCGUUGAUCAACAAUGCGGAUGCGUGA
This is a messenger RNA of Fomitiporia mediterranea MF3/22, 489 nucleotides long. RefSeq lists its product as uncharacterized. Bases 1 to 489 code for a protein of 162 amino acids. Lineage: Eukaryota; Fungi; Basidiomycota; Agaricomycetes; Hymenochaetales; Hymenochaetaceae. The transcript is spliced from 5 exons. The record is from RefSeq and is a predicted model, not a curated record.